Messenger RNA from Rhinichthys klamathensis goyatoka, 1362 nucleotides. It is a transcript of the gene oafb, whose product is annotated as OAF homolog b (Drosophila). The coding region runs from base 176 to 979 and encodes 267 amino acids. NCBI's taxonomy places the organism in Eukaryota, Metazoa, Chordata, Actinopteri, Cypriniformes, Leuciscidae. The transcript has 4 exons. The record is from RefSeq and is a predicted model, not a curated record.
AAGCCUGUAGCCUAACGUUAGUUUACCAACUCGCUUAUUUUAUUAACGGACAUUACCUCUCUCUUAAACAGUAGUUUGCAUUCGCUGUCCACAGUUUUGUUUAAAGUAAUUUACUUUGACGCUAUGUCCCAUUGUUGUGUUAAAUGAGUUUGCAUCCUUGGUGCUUUGUUUUGUAAUGAACGCGAGAGUGACUCUACCGGCUUCAGUCCAGAUAGCGUUUGUCGUGUUUACUCUGGUAUUUUCGGUAAGUGUUUGCUCACAGUUGACGGUGCUUGUUCGUCUCAACGAUGGUCAAAUAACGGAGGAGCUGUUAGAGGCGGAUAGUAAGAAGGACAUUAUAACAGUGGAGUUCAAGCAGGCAGACGGGACUCUCAUCACAUUCCUGUCUGAUUUCAAGCGCCGUGUGAAGAUCUUUCAUGCCCUGGUGCUUGGGGAGCCAGAGAAGGGCCAAUCACAGUACCAGGCCCUCUGCUUCAUCUCACAUUUGGACCAUGGAGAGCUCAUCCCCAGUGAAGCCAUGGCUAAACUCAGACAGAAAAACCCUCAUUUGGUGCGGAGUGCGGAGGAGAGACGUGGUGUGGAACAGUUCACUAUGAACGCGGUGCUCAACAUGAGUCGCUCCUGGCACCUCAGUACUCACAUACAUAAUGUCUGCGGGGAUGCACGGGACCUUGUGUACACACGGCAGCAAGAUGUCAAACACUGGCUGGACAAAGGGGUUGAAGGUUCAAUAUUUGAGGUCUUUCCCCAGAGUCUGAAUGUGAGUGGCUUGCAGAGCUGCAGCUCCACUACAGACCCAUGGCAGCCCUGCGCCUGCACUUACAGGUUAAACCUGGAGUGGUUCCCGUGCCAGCUGAAGUACUGCCGGGGUCAGGGGUCCAACCCCUACAAGUGUGGCAUUAAGAGCUGCAGCAAAGGCUACCGGUUUGACUUCUACACACACCAUAAACACCUGUGCCUUUGGGAUGAGGACACUUAGUACCACCUAAGAGAAAGGAAACUUGUUUUUUGUUUUGUUUUUAUGGGAAACAUGCUUUUGUAAAGUACUCUACAACAAAGCAGAAGUUUACUUUUACCUCAAGGAAACAUUUUGAUAAUGAGAUUAUCUAGAUAUUACUUGUGCGCUUCAUUGUAUUGAAAGCAACUAAACAUUUUGUCUCAACAGAGAACUUUCUCUGACUUUUAUGCAUUGAGUGAAAGAAUGGAUAUUUUGAUGUGGAUUGUCAAGCCAUUUGUCUUUUCACUUUUGGGCAUCACUACAAUGAUACCUCAGGGCAGACAAUUCUGUUUUAAUGAUUUAGUUCUGCUUUAGGAUAAGCUGUCUUGUAGCUCUUGUUUUCAUUCCGUUUAGUGUUUACAUUG